Ipomoea triloba (trilobed morning glory) is the source of this 1693-nucleotide messenger RNA. Its product is annotated as NAC domain-containing protein 30-like. The transcript has 4 exons. The record is from RefSeq and is a predicted model, not a curated record. Gene Ontology annotation, molecular function: DNA binding. Bases 115 to 1158 code for a protein of 347 amino acids. Gene Ontology annotation, biological process: regulation of DNA-templated transcription. NCBI's taxonomy places the organism in Eukaryota, Viridiplantae, Streptophyta, Magnoliopsida, Solanales, Convolvulaceae.
CUCUCUCUCUCUCAUAUUCAUUCAUUCAACCAAGAACCCUCUCUCUGAUCUCUCUAUCUGCAAGUUGAUAAUCUCUGAGGUUAAGGAUUUGAAGAUCUGUGUGUGUGAGAAGUGAUGGAGAUGAUGGAGUGUUGUGUCCCUCCUGGUUUCAGAUUUCACCCAACUGAAGAAGAGCUUGUGGGUUAUUAUCUAAACAGGAAGGUUAACUCCUUGAAGAUUGAUCUUGAUGUUAUAACUGAUGUUGAUCUCUAUAGAAUUGAGCCAUGGGACAUUCAAGAAAGAUGCAAACUGGGGUACGAGGAGCAAAACGAGUGGUACUUCUUCAGCCACAAAGACCGGAAGUACCCGACCGGGACCCGGACAAAUCGGGCGACCGCGGCCGGAUUCUGGAAGGCCACCGGAAGAGACAAGGCGGUGUUGUCGAAGGAAAAGAUCAUCGGAAUGAGGAAAACGCUGGUGUUCUACCGAGGUAGAGCUCCCAAUGGCAAGAAAACUCACUGGAUCAUGCAUGAAUAUCGCCUUCAAUCUUCUGAACAUGCACCCCCUCAGGAGGAAGGAUGGGUGGUAUGUCGAGCAUUCAAGAAACCAAUCCCAAACAGCAAACCAUCAGGCUAUGAAGCUUGGAACAACCACAACAACCAUUGUUCUUACUACGUUAGAGAUAACAACAACAACAACAACAACAAUUCUUCUUACACGACAACCUUAAACGCAUCGAACAACCCUCCCAUUCAUCACCACUCUCCUGUCAUCAACCCAACAUUCAACCACCAAAUAGGAACCAAUUUCCCGCAAUUCCCUUUCUCGCCGCCGCACCUCAACCACGGCGGCGGCGGAUACGAUCAGAUCAAUCAGCAGCUGGUCGAGCUCCCGCAGCUCGACAGCCCCACCGUCUCAACCAAAGACGGCGGCGCCGCCGCCGCGACGGCGAGCGAAGAUUACGAGGAUGUCGUUGACAAGAAUAGCUACGGCAGCGGCGGCGGCGAUCAUAGUUGGAAGGACUUGGAUUAUAAGAUGAUUGCGCCGCCGCCGCAAGGAGUGAUGAUGAAUGACCAUCCAGUUUUGCCGUCUUAUUCAUUCGCUAAUAUGCCAUUACUCAUCCGUGACGAUGAUCGUAAUCACUUCAGCCAUCUCCUCGAGUGCUUCCCGGAUUUAUAGGGCAAGUCCUUUAACUCGUCUUGCAUAUGCGGGUCUCGAUCAAAUUGAAAACGGUACUUCUAAAACAUAAAUUCUUUAACUCGUGUUGCAUGUGUGGGUCUCGAUUAGAAACGGUAUUUCUGAAAGAUAAAUUCUUCGUCAGUCUAGAUCAAGAACGGUUUUGAACGGCCCAAACAUUACAUGAUCAUGAUAUAAAUAGGUCAAAAUUUUUAAGUUUAAUUUUAAUUUUCUUUCUCAUCAAUAACAAUCCUCAUUUGAAACAAAUUGAUCAAAAGAGGUCUUUUGAUUUUUGAAAAUUAUAUGUAAGUGGGGAUGACAUGAAACAGCUGUAAAUUAAAUUUUCGUUCACUUUUCGGGUGAUCGGGAAUACAUGAUUCUUUAGAAUUGGGAAAUGGUGUUACAGCCUUAUAGGAGGAAAAAAUGGCUUCAACUGCAUGCAAAGCCUGGUAGGAUUGGCUUCAAUGUUUCAUAUUUACCAUUUGACUGUACUGUUUGUUUUUUAUACUCUACAAAUGUGAAUUUAUGUUGUGCUUGA